This is a messenger RNA of Pseudonaja textilis, 705 nucleotides long. NCBI's taxonomy places the organism in Eukaryota, Metazoa, Chordata, Lepidosauria, Squamata, Elapidae. The record is from RefSeq and is a predicted model, not a curated record.
GCAGAACAAAUUAUCAGCAAGAUGAACAGAAUCAUUCACCUGAGCUUGGCCUUGCUGGUGUUUUCUCUCGUCAGCCAUGGCCACCAUGAUGUCGAUCAUCCCCACGAUCAUCAUGACCCCAAGGCUGCUAGCAAGAUCCAGCGCAAUCUUGUUGAUUUUGCAAUUGAACUCUACAAAAUCCUGGCUGCAAGAUCUCAUGAAGAGAACCUUGUUUUCUCACCCUGCAGCAUUUCUAUGUUGCUUUCAGUUCUGUUAUUAGGGACAGACUCCAACACUCAUGCAGAGAUUUUAAAUGGCCUUGGCUUUAACCUGACACACAUUCAGGAAGAUGAGAUCCACCAGGGGUUUCAUGAACUUCUCCAUCUGCUUAAGCAUUCAGAGAAGGAUUACAAGCUGGAUAUUGGGCAGGCCCUAUUUUUAAAGGAAGGCAUACAGCCAUUGCAGACAUUUUUAGAUAAGAUUAAGGAACUCUAUGAAGCAGAAAUCCAAACCACCAAGUUUCAAAAACCAAAAAAAGCUGAAAAGCAGAUCAAUGAUUAUAUAAAGAAAAAAACACACGGGAAAAUUGCAGAACUAGUCAAGGAUCUUGACCCAGAAACAGUCUUUGUUCUCACAAACUACAUAUUCUUUAGAGGUAACCUUCACAGGGAAAAGGAAUGAUUCCUUCACUAAAGGAAAUAUCCAGAGAUGCUAUUUGAGACAGAG